CGACUUAUUUGUUUGCGUAAUCAAUUCGAAGUGGAUCUUAUAUCAUUAUUCAUUUGUAUAUAUGCAUUCCCACCAAGGGACAAGCAAGCUACCGGCCCUGCUACAACUACAAUAUACGACGCCGCCCGUGCCCGUCCGGCAACGUCUCCCGCUCCCUCUCCCAUAUAAACGCUCAAGUUCUCGCCGUCUUCCCGUCUCCUCCAGACUCCCACAACCCCCCACCGGCCACCGCCGUCGCUUCGUCCUUACCACUCAACACCACCACUAGUGCCAAUGGACACGACACUCCUGCGGAGCAAUGGCCGCCGCCGCCUCCUGCCCUUCUUCCUUCUCUUGCUCGCUGCCGCCGAUCUCACGGCGGUGCAGGGCCAGCAGGGGCAGCAGCAGCAGCAAGGGGGAUACUACCAGCAGCAGAGCUUCAGCCCGUCCAUGGCCAUCGUCAUCGUGGUGCUCAUCGCCGCCUUCUUCUUCCUCGGCUUCUUCUCCAUCUACGUCCGCCACUGCUACGCCGGCGGCGACAGCAGCAACUCCACGGACCCGGCCGGCCCCAACGGCGCCGCCGCGCGGUCCCGGCGCCAGCAGCGCGGGCUCGACGCCGCCGUGCUGGAGUCCUUCCCCACCAUGGCGUACGCCGACGUGAAGGCGCACAAGGCCGGCAAGGGCGCGCUCGAGUGCGCCGUGUGCCUCAGCGAGUUCGACGACGACGAGACGCUGCGCCUGCUGCCCAAGUGCUCCCACGUCUUCCACCCGGACUGCAUCGACACGUGGCUCGCCUCCCACGUCACCUGCCCCGUCUGCCGCGCCAACCUCGUCCCCGGCGCCGACGACAACGCCCCGCCGGCCGACGGCGACGACGCGCCUGAGCUGCCGCUGCCGGCGGCUCCCGCGCAGGAGCCGUUGCCGUCGCCGCCCACGUCCGCGCCGCCGGCGGCUCCUGCUGCUGCGGUGGUCAUUGACGUGGACGAGACAGAGGAGGAGAGGAUCAUCAGAGAGGAGACCGACGAGCUGAUGCGCAUCGGCAGCGUGAAGCGCGCGCUGCGCUCCAAGUCCGGCCGCGCGCCCGCGGGGUUCCCGCGCUCGCACUCGACGGGGCACUCGCUCGCGGUGUCAGCCGGCACCGAGAGGUUCACCCUGCGUCUGCCCGACCACGUGCUCCGGGACCUCGCCGCGGCGGGGAAGCUCCAGCGCACCAGGAGCCUAGUCGCGUUCCGCUCCAGCCGCGGCGGCAGCACGCGCCGUGGCGUCAGCGUCAGGAACGGGGCCGGGGCCGGGGCCGGCGGCGAAGGCAGCAGCCGCGCCGGGAGGAGCAUCCGGCUGGGCCAGUCAGGGCGGUGGCCGUCGUUCCUGGCGCGGACGUUCUCCACGAGGCUUCCCGCGUGGGGGUCGCGGUCGACGCGCAGGGGCGUCGAGACGGACGGGUCCAGCAAGGGCGGCAGGGCGGCCGGCGUCGUCGCCGGCGCGAAGUCAGUGGAACAGGACGACCAGGCGGGCGCGCCAGGACAACGUGUUUGACCGCUUCUCCCUGUCCUGGUCAAACGGUGGCUGCUAGGAAACUCUUGGUGCUUUCGUCGCCGUCGCGGAGGAAAUUUUUUUGGCAGUUGAAUUUGGGAGAGAACGUGCUUGAUCGCGCUGCUCCUUCGGUCCUUCUUCUAGAAUCUGGACGCGUGUUGUAUUCAUUUUUUUUUGUUAAGAAAACAUGUACAUAAAAUUAGUACUGUAAUUUUUUUUCUUGAGGAUCAAGAUACAUACUUGUACAAGUACACACACGUACCUUAUCUCUUAUACAUUUAAAAGACAUGAUUUUCUUUGAAA
Molecule: messenger RNA, 1812 nt
Organism: Sorghum bicolor (sorghum)
Lineage: Eukaryota; Viridiplantae; Streptophyta; Magnoliopsida; Poales; Poaceae
Product: E3 ubiquitin-protein ligase ATL6
Exons: 1
Coding region: 274-1512 (412 amino acids)
Source: RefSeq, a predicted model, not a curated record